This is a messenger RNA of Vanessa tameamea, 1474 nucleotides long. It is a transcript of the gene CSN4, whose product is annotated as COP9 signalosome complex subunit 4. The record is from RefSeq and is a predicted model, not a curated record. Gene Ontology annotation, cellular component: cytosol; COP9 signalosome. The transcript has 9 exons. The coding region runs from base 177 to 1406 and encodes 409 amino acids. Lineage: Eukaryota; Metazoa; Arthropoda; Insecta; Lepidoptera; Nymphalidae.
UAAGGCUGAACAGCUACAGAAAAAACUGAAGUAUUCUAAUUUUUAACUAUACUCUUUGGGCAGUUUGCUGUUUGUCAAAUGUCAAAUUGUCAUUUGUCAAUUCGAUAGUCAUAAAAUUCUGAAGAAAGAAAGACUAAUUAAUACCGAUAAUAAGUAAAUGCGAUUUAAAAACAACAAUGCUUAUUAAUUUGCAAAGCGUUCGGCAAUAUUUAAGUGAGCUUCGAAAUUCAGGGGGAUUGCACAAAGACCAAGCCGAAAAAUACCGUUAUGUAUUAAUGGAAAUUCUUAAAAACACGGAAGGUGAACUGGCUGAGUGUUUAAAAGUAUUUGUGGAAGCAAUUGUAAAUGAAAAUGUUAGUUUAGUGAUAUCAAGACAACUCCUCACCGAUGUUAGUACACAUUUAGCACUAUUGCCUGAUAAUGUCUCACAAGAGGUAUCACACUUUUCAUUAGAUGUGAUUCAGCCAAGAGUAAUAUCAUUUGAAGAACAGGUAGCAAGUAUUAGACAACAUCUAGCAGAUAUUUAUGAACGAAACCAGAAUUGGAAGGAAGCGGCAAAUGUUCUUGUUGGCAUUCCAUUGGAGACUGGACAAAAACAAUACUCUGUAGACUACAAGUUAGAGACAUAUUUAAAGAUAGCUCGACUCUACUUAGAAGUUGAUGAUCCUGUUCAGGCUGAGGCAUUUGUCAAUAGAGCUUCCCUGUUACAAGCAGAGACAACAAAUGAACAGCUACAAAUAUAUUACAAAGUCUGUUAUGCAAGAGUUUUAGAUUAUAGAAGGAAAUUCAUAGAAGCAGCGCAGAGGUACAAUGAGUUAUCAUACCGGAACAUCAUACAUGAGGAUGAAAGGAUGACAUGUCUCAGGAAUGCACUUAUUUGCACAGUUCUUGCUUCUGCAGGGCAGCAGCGAUCUAGAAUGUUAGCGACCUUGUUCAAAGAUGAGCGAUGUCAGCAACUACCAGCCUACUCCAUAUUAGAGAAGAUGUAUUUGGAUCGCAUCAUUCGUCGUUCUGAACUACAUGAGUUUGAAGCAUUAAUGCAGACUCAUCAGAAGGCGACGACGUCGGACGGGUCGACGAUCCUGGACCGCGCCGUGUUCGAGCACAACCUGCUUUCGGCCAGCAAGCUGUACAACAACAUCACGUUCGAGGAGCUGGGCGCGCUGCUGGAGACGCCGCCCGCGCGCGCCGAACGCAUCGCGUCGCACAUGAUCAGCGAGGCGCGCAUGAAUGGAUACAUAGACCAGAUCAGUGCCGUCGUGCACUUCGAGACUCGUGAGAUCUUACCACAGUGGGACAAGCAGAUUCAAAGUCUGUGCUAUCAAGUGAACAGCCUAAUUGAAAAGAUAGCCGCCGCUGAGCCGGAAUGGAUGGCCAAACUCAUGGAAGAAGAAAUGAUUCAAUAAAAAACCUAACCUGUCUGUAUCUCUGUAUAUUUUAUAAAAUAAACAUUUAGCAUUUUUUUUUAAUUAAA